Molecule: messenger RNA, 5022 nt
Organism: Osmerus eperlanus (European smelt)
Lineage: Eukaryota; Metazoa; Chordata; Actinopteri; Osmeriformes; Osmeridae
Gene: ndst1a
Product: N-deacetylase/N-sulfotransferase (heparan glucosaminyl) 1a
Cellular component (GO): Golgi apparatus
Molecular function (GO): heparan sulfate N-sulfotransferase activity; deacetylase activity
Source: RefSeq, a predicted model, not a curated record
AGCUGCCGAGAGGGGGGACAUUCUUACCACCAACCACGGACAGACCACUCCGCUAUGCCGUUUGAAAACUGAGCCCCUGGAGAAACGAGGAGAAGGGCGCCGGGUGUGCACGGAAUCUAGGCACUCAGUCAACCAGCCGCCUGUAACUGUUUCGCUAAGCCUAAUUUUCAGAAGGUCAGCUGACCAGAACAGGGCUAUGACAUCACCUGUAUGACAUCACUCUCCCCUGAAAUCACCCCGCAGCCAGAAGUGGACAACAUCACCCACUAAUGUGGUUGGCAAGUUCUGCUGACGGACAAGUGACCAAGCCAAUCAGCUGUCUUCUCCAGGAGUAACUGUCCCCGUGUUCCUGCCCCUAAAGUAGAGUAGGCAGUAGAGUGUCCCAUUGGCUGAGCCCCUCAGGCCUGUGACAUGGUGACAUAAGCAGGCGAGCGUCAUGAGGGAGAGCCAACACCACCAGCACCAGCCUGCGUUACCUAGACUCUGAACAGACUCAUCUGGCUCAACCAAUCACCCAGCCCCUAGACACCGUAGAGGUGGCGUGUUGCUAGGCGGGGCGUGUCGCUAGGCGGGGUGGGAUCAUGCUGGGAUGCGUGUCUCGUCUGCGCCGGCUGGUCCGCUUCCUGCCCCUCCAGACGUCUCUCCUCCUCCUCUUCCUCUUCUGUGCCUUCAGCGUCUUCGUGUCAGCCUACUUCCUGUAUGGCGUCAAGCGGGAACUGGAGCCUCCUGGAGGCGGGGCAGAGGGGCCGUCCCUGGAACCCCCCGUGACCCUGUCCAGGCUCCUCCCCUUCCACGACGGGGUGGAGGGGGGGGUGGAGGGGCCGGAGGAAGCGGGGCAAGCCGGGCCCAGGACUGACCUAGUGGUUCUGGUGUUCGUAGAGAGCCAGUACUCCCAGCUGGGCCAGGAGAUAGUCGCCAUCUUGGAGUCCGGAAGGUUCCGGUACCGGACGGAGAUCGCCCCCGGUAAGGGGGACAUGCCCACGUUGACGGACGGGGAGCGAGGGAGGUUCACGUUGGUCAUCUACGAGAACAUCCUGAAGUACGUGAACCUGGAUGCUGACCGAGAGCUUCUGGACAAGUACUGUGUGGAGUAUGGAGUCGGCAUCAUAGGGUUCUUCAAGGCCAAUGAGAACAGCCUGCUGAGCGCCCAGCUCAAGGGCUUCCCCCUCUACCUGCACUCCCACCUGGGCCUGAAGGACUGCAGCAUCAACCCCCGCUCCCCCCUGCUCUUCAUCACACGCUCCGGCCAGCCCCUCCCAGGGCCGCUGCCCGGGGACGACUGGACCGUGUUCCAGUCCAACCACUCCACAUACCUGCCCGUCCUGCUGGCCAAGACCCAGUCUGCCGACAGCGUGCCGUCGCUGGGGCUAGGAGCCGCGCUGCUGCCCUCCGUGGUGCAGGACUUGGGUCUGCAUGAUGGCAUCCAGAGGGUUCUGUUUGGAAACAACCUCAACUUCUGGCUGCACAAGCUGGUGUUUGUGGACGCGCUGGCCUUCCUGACAGGAAAGAGGCUCUCCAUGUCCCUGGAGCGCCACCUGCUGGUGGACAUAGACGACAUCUUUGUGGGCAAGGAGGGCACACGCAUGAAGGUGGACGACGUCAAGGCUCUGUUGGAGACCCAGAGAGAGCUGCGUACCCACGUGCCCAACUUCACCUUCAACCUGGGCUUCUCAGGGAAGUUCUUCCAUGCGGGUACAGAGGAGGAGGAUCUGGGGGACGACCUCCUCCUCUCCUAUGGGAAGGAGUUCUGGUGGUUCCCUCACAUGUGGAGCCACAUGCAGCCUCACCUCUUCCACAACCAGACGGUCCUGGCCGAGCAGAUGCUGCUCAACAAGAAGUUUGCCGUGGAGCACGGGAUCCCCACCACCAUGGGCUAUGCCGUGGCCCCCCACCACUCGGGGGUGUACCCUGUGCACCUGCAGCUGUACGAUGCCUGGAGGAGGGUGUGGGGCAUCAAGGUGACCAGCACGGAGGAAUACCCCCACCUCAAACCUGCCCGCCACCGACGAGGCUUCAUACACAGGGACAUGAGCGUUUUACCUCGGCAGACAUGUGGACUCUUCACACACACCAUCUUCUAUAAGGAGUACCCAGGUAGUCCCAACGAGCUGGAUAAACUCAUCAAUGGAGGAGAGCUGUUCCUCACUGUCCUUCUCAACCCUAUCAGCAUCUUCAUGACCCACCUGAGUAACUAUGGUAACGACCGCCUGGGCCUGUACACCUUUAAGAAGCUGGUGUCCUUCAUCGAGACCUGGACACACCUGCGACUGCAGACCCUGGCCCCUAUCCAGCUGGCUCAGAAGUACUUCAGCCUCUUCCCCCAGGACAGAGACCCCCUCUGGCAGGAUCCUUGCGAGGACAAAAGGCAUAAGGACAUCUGGUCCAAAGAGAAGAUUUGUGACCGCUUCCCCAAGCUGCUUGUCAUCGGCCCCCAGAAGACAGGCACCACUGCCCUGUACCUGUUCCUGGGCAUGCACCCAGACCUCACCAGUAACUACCCCAGCAAGGAGACCUUUGAGGAGAUCCAGUUCUUCAACGGACACAAUUACCACCGAGGGAUCGACUGGUACAUGGAGUACUUCCCUCUGCCGUCCAACGCCAGCUCAGACUACUACUUUGAGAAGAGCGCAAACUACUUUGACUCUGAGGUGGCAGCCGAGCGGGCAGCUGCCCUCCUGCCCAAAGCCAAGAUCAUCACCAUCCUCAUCAACCCUGCCGACCGUGCAUACUCCUGGUACCAGCACCAGAGGGCUCACAACGACCCAGUGGCGCUGAAGUACGCCUUCCAUGAGGUCAUCACAGCUACCCACAAUGCCCCUGUGAAACUGCGUGUCCUCCAGAGGCGCUGUCUGGUCCCGGGUUGGUACGCCACACACAUGGAGCGCUGGCUGUCUCACUACCACUCCAGCCAGUUUCUGGUUCUGGAUGGUCAAAUGCUGAAGACUGAGCCGGCCUCAGUCAUGGACAAGAUCCAGAAGUUUCUAGCUCUGGAGAACACCCUUAACUACCACAAGAUCCUGGCGUUUGACCCCAAGAAGGGCUUCUGGUGCCAGCUGCUGGAGGGGGGCAAGACCAAGUGUCUGGGGAAGAGCAAGGGGCGCCUGUACCCUGACAUGGACCCUGAGUCCCAGGCAUUCCUCAAGGAUUACUACAGGGACCACAACAUGGAGUUGUCCAAGCUGCUGUACAGGAUGGGGCAGUCCCUGCCCGGCUGGCUCCGACAGGAGUUGGUCCGUACCAGCUAGCGAGCAGGGGCGGGGGGGGGGGGGGGUUGGCUGUCACAGCUCAGCGGACUGUACCACUGCUAAACCCCUGGGGUGAUCAAGGAGGAGGAAGAUGGGGGAUAUUCACAGCUGAACUCCUGAAUGGAGUCCUACUGACAUACAAAGGAAAGGUACUCUAACCACCCGUUACUAUGGAGACGUGGACCCAUGAAGCUGUGCUCACAGUCUUUAAAACAAGGCUGAGGGCAACAGGGUAAUGGGGGUACAGGGACUGUAGCUUGGAUCAGUGAGUCUCCACUGGCUUGCAGCCUGACAUGUGCUCCACUCUCUCCCAAGUUUCCUCUCCAGAUUCCCUUGCCUUCCCAUGGUCUAGUCCGGACAUAUGGACCCCGCACAGGACUGUACCAUGUCAGACCAUAAAUCAGGGGUGGUAAAGGCAAGAGAACAGAUGGCUGGGAAUUGAUUAACCUUACAAUUUGUGGAGGAAGAGGGAGACUUGGCUCUAGUGUCAGUCCUUUCAACUAACUGUCUAACACUCUGUUCAGAGCAUUAGCUAAACAGAAUCAAGACCGGUCUCCCCAGUGAAGUGAUGUAAAUAAAGCACUUGACUGACAGAAUGACAUUGGUUUGAAAAUGCCUUGAUGUUUCUUUAUGAAAACUAAGUGGGAUGUCUUGCUAACACUGGCUACAUGCUCUAGCCUUGUCCACUAGUUAAUACAAGUGCCAGAAGAGGUAUGCCAGUAGAUAAGUGUUCACAUUUCGAUAUAUUUUUUUUUACACUGGUUUCAACUUUUCUAUGGUGCUGUCAGAGUGUGUUAUUGUAGAAUGUAACUACGAGACUAAACACUUAAGUUCAGUUUCACUUCCUUCUCUCAUGUCUCAUACAUUCUGGUCUUUCUGCUCUGAUUGUUACUAUGACUUUUUGACCAGGUUAGGUACUUGGUUCUGGCCAGGUUAGGUUUAGUACCUGAGGUUCAGCUUAAAGGGUGUCAUAGCCACAAGAUAAAAGCACAAUAUUCACAGUGAUUCAUCUAGAAAAUGGUGAUUGUGAAUGUAAAAGUAGUACCUCUCCCACUCUCCUGUGAUGCAGUGACCUCUACCACUAUAUAACAAAGCUGCUCUUACUGCAAUAUUUUUGUACAAACGUCCAGACAUAAUGUCAACGUAAUGUUUAUGUUCCAACCCUGUAUCUAAUGUGCAUUAAGCUAGAUAUAGGCUGCAAGACACGCUCCAGAAUGUGGCUGAGUUGAGGGAACCCUAACCCAGAUUCAGAUCCAUCAACACACGUGUACUAUACUAGAAACCUGUUCUGGAGUGUUUUAAGGGUGUUCUAUACAAAACAUACUGCACUGGAGUAUUUUGAGGAUGAACUAUACUAGAAAAAUACUGUGUUGGAGUAUUUUGAGGAUGUGUUAUACUCGGAAUACUGUGCUGGAGUAUUUUGAGGAUGUAUUAUACUCGAAAUACUGUGCUGGAGUAUUUUCAGGGUACCGGUAUACUAUAUAUAAUAUAAAUACUGUAGUUCAGUCAUUUGAAAAACACGGAGGGUUAUCUGCUGAAACAUCUACUUAAUUUGUGUUCACAAGAUGGCUCCCUCCAGCCUCCCACUGCCAACUGGUGCACGGAGGAACUUGGUUCAUUUAAAGGAUUCAUAAUAAAAGGGUUAAUUAACAGCUAAGACGGUACUAAUAUCCAGGAAUCUGUAAGAUAAUGACUUGUAAUUGUUGUCAAUAAUUUUUACUGUGUUACUAAUAUUAUCUGUGCUUUUUAAUUUGCGAAUAAACACAACUGUAUUUUU